Molecule: messenger RNA, 1122 nt
Organism: Aspergillus vadensis CBS 113365
Lineage: Eukaryota; Fungi; Ascomycota; Eurotiomycetes; Eurotiales; Aspergillaceae
Product: zinc-dependent alcohol dehydrogenase family protein
Exons: 2
Coding region: 1-1122 (373 amino acids)
Molecular function (GO): oxidoreductase activity
Source: RefSeq, a predicted model, not a curated record
AUGUCACCUGUAUCUCAAAGUCAGAUCCCAACAUCCACCAGCGGCUGGACCCUCGUCAGCACUGCUCCAGACGACGGCUCUGGGGCUCUAGUCUGGAACGAUGAGCUCAGGCUUCCCGAGCUUGGCCCAACUGAUGUCCUGGUGAAGCUGCACGCAUGGGCUUUGAACUAUCCCGACAUUUCUAGGAAGCAACCCCUCCAUCAAUUCACGACACAACUCUCUACUAACAUACACCACGGCACGGGCAGCCUGAUCCCGGGAUCCGACGGCGCAGGUGAAGUCGUAGCAAUUGGCUCUCACGUUACGCGCUUCAAGCCCACCGACCGCGUAAUCGUUGUGUACUACCCGAACUUCCCCUUCGGCGCUGCACCUACCUACGCUCAAAUGGCCGGUAGCCCCGGCAGCAAUAAGGACAGCCCCGGCACCUUCCGACACCACGGGGUUUUCAACGAAAACGGCGGUCUGAUUCAUAUGCCCGGCAAUCUCAGUUAUAGUGAGGCGGCAACCCUGCCUUGCUCUGCGCUGACGGCUUGGAAUGCUCUACAUGGGCUGAAGCCAUUAAAGGCGGGAGAGUAUGUCCUUGCCCAGGGGACGGGUGGGGUUUCGUUGUUUGCCAUGUUGUUUGCGUUGAAGGCCGGAGCAGUUGUUAUUGCAACUACUUCUUCCGACGAGAAGGCUCGCAGGCUCAAGGAGAUGGGAGUGCAACUUGUUCUCAGCUAUAAGGAGGAUCCGAACUGGGGAGAAACCGCCACGAAGUUGACGCGGGCCGCGCUGGGCUGUCAGAGAGUAAUCGAGGUCGGCGGAGCGCAGACUAUCAAACAGUCGUUUGAGUGUGUCGCGAGAGGCGGAGAAAUUGAUGUUAUUGGAUUUUUGACGGGGCAGGGACAUGCGGAGGAUGGGCCCACGUACCUCGAGCCGCUAUUGCGAGCUUGUACGGUUAGGGGCAUUGAAGUGGGAAACUGGAUCCAGUUCGAGGAGAUGAAUCGCGCAAUUGAGGCGUAUGAUAUUAGGCCUGUUGUUGAUGGGAGAGUAUUUGGAUUUGGGGAGUUGAGGGAGGCGUAUAAGUAUGUUUGGGACCAGAAGCAUUUUGGCAAGGUUGUGCUGUCUGAUGGGGAGCAGUGA